AGAUACUUGUGUCGGAGAAUUAAUGACAUGAUCGUCAGGAGAGGCAGCACCAUCCAUAAACUUUUCAAAGUUUUUAAUCAUAUUCUAAAUAUGAUCAAAUUUCUAACCCGUUUUGAAUUGUACAUCUUCACUUAACAUUAUUUUGGCUUGAUCAAACUGCAAAAUUGCACAUCGUUUAAAAUAAAAAUUUAUAAUUUGAAAAAUAAUAAUAAAUUUAUAAAUUAUAUAGUAAAACUAAUAAUCUCAUUAUUCGAAGUACCACUGGGACGUCGAUUUUGCAUUGUUUGGUGAAUGCUUGCAUAUUUCAUUGCUUUCACAAUAAUUUGAAUUCGAAAUUGCACAGAUCUUUUUAUAUACUCAAACUAAGUCUUCUUCUUCUUUUUGCACCAACACACGAGAACAAAAAAUAUCAGAUAACUGUUAUGCAUCUUUAAUUGGAUCUUGAGAAAUUUCCAUUGUUAAACUUGACAUAAAAAAAUUUAUCUUACUAGAGUGUAAAUAUUUUAAAAUAGUUUAUAUAGAAACCACCAAUAUUUAUAGAUGCAUAUAAUUUUAAUUUUAUUGAUUUCCAAUACGUUAAAUUAUGUUGGUUUUUAAAAUGUUAUUUAUAUGCCAUGCAAAAGUCAAAAGAUCUUUUUCUAUGUCAUGCAUUUGUGAAUAAAAUUUGUUUGGCUUUUCAAAAUGUGAUUUCUAUGUCAUGCAAAGGUCAUAAGAUCAUUUUCUAUGUCAUGCAAAAACUAAAUGCUUAUGAAUAAAUUUUGUUGGCUUUUCAAAAAGUGAUUUCUUUAGCAUGCAAAGCUCAAAAUAUAUUCAAACUCAGAGUCAAUCAAAAUGUCCUACAAUACAUGGUUUCUACGCCAUGCAAAGUCAGUCAAAAUAUUUUAACCAUUAACGUAAGUUUUUGAAUUUUUCAAAACAUAGUUUAUAUGCCAUGCAAAGUCAGUCACAAUUAGAUAAAUAUAUUUUUAAAGCACUAUUAAAGAGAUAACUAAAAUUCCAUAAAUAUCACAAAAAAUAAUAUUAAGCACCAGAAUUCCAUAUUGUUUUCCCUAGAUAUUCUUUCUCAAAAUGAAUUUUUAUUUUUUUAAGAAUAGCAAAUCUUCUUGGUUUAUCAUCCUCUUCCGAUGAUGAUGAAGGUAUGGAUAUCCUUUAUAACAUCGACAACUAAAAAGAAGCCUAACAUCUUGCUAUGUCAAACAACAAUUUGGUCAUUCAAUAUCUUCUCAAUCAAUAAAGAAUUUGGUUAUUCAUGGUGGUUCAGUCCGAAAGAAUUAUUUCAUCCACCUUCAUCGAGAGAGCGCACAUUUUUGACUAUUUAAUGAUUAUGUUUUGGAGACUCUGACUGGCAAUGACAAUAUGUUUCGCAAAAGAUAUUGUAUGUCAUAAUCUUUAUUCUUUUGUAUUAUAGAUGCAGCUGAAAGUUAUGACAACUACUUCACACAACAGAGAGAUACAAUGUGUAGACUUGGAUUAUCUUCUCCUAAAAAGUAUGAAUGCUAGCAUAUGGUCUUCCUACAUAUGCCACAGAUGAAUGAGUAAAACUAAGCGAAUCAACGACAAUUGAAAGUAUGAAAAAAAUUUGUCGAGCCAUCGUCAAAAUAAUUUCAUAAAAACACCUACGGUCACCAGUGUCUAGUGAUAUUGCUAGACUUCUUUAUAUUGGUGUAAAACGGAGAUUUCUAGAGAUGAUUGUUAUAUUGAAUUAACUGGAAGUGGAAGAAUUUUCCUACCGCUUAGGCAGGACAAAUGCAUGUCGUAGUGGAUCACCAACUAUACUUGUUGAAGUUAUGGAAAAUUAUGAUCUUUGGUUAUGACAUGCAUAUUUCGUAAUGCCAAGGACUUCUCAUUAUUUCUCAAAUUUUGCUCAUGGUGUUACUCCUCAUGCUCAUUAUUUUAUUCAAGGAGAAUAAUAUUAUAUGUGUUACAAUUUAGCAGUUGGUAUUUAUCCGAAAUGGUCAGCCAUAUUGCAAACUAUUAAAGAGCCAAGGGGUCAAAAAUAAAUAUUUUUCAACGCAACAAUAGCAUGCAUGAAAGAUGUUGAACGUGCAUAUGGAAUUCUAUAGUCGCUUUUUGCUAUUGUGAAAGGACCUGUUCAAUUUUGGAAAAAAAGUUGAGUUUCUGUUCCAAAUUUAGUUGAUGCAUCAAGUUAACGCUCAUCCUCAAUUAUCAUGUUAUGUAAAAUUGUACAUGUAGUCAUGAUGGACAUGAAUUUUCACUAUGGUCGACUAUUUCGUUCUAUCGUGACUACAUGUAUAAUUUUACAUAACAUGAUAAUUGAGGAUAAACGUGAAAACUCAAUUCAACUAUUGAAGUUAGAAGAGAAGUUCUACUCCUUUUACAAAAACGAACAGGUCCUUUCACAAUAGUGAAAUACAACUGUAGAACUCCAAAUGCACGUUCAACAUUUUUUUGCAUGAUUGUUGUUGCGUUACAAAAAAAAAAAAAUUGUUACUUGGCCUUUGAAUAGUUUGCACUAUGGUCGACCAUUCGGAUAAAUACCAUCCGCUAAAUAGCAACCCUAUGUAGUAUUAUUUCGUUAAAUAAAAUAUGAGCACAAGGAGCAAUACCUUGAGCAAGAUUGUAGAAAAUUUGAGAAUACUCUAACACAUUGAUAUCGUUAUUAGUGCAUGACAUUCCGAAAUAUGCAUUCCAUAUCCAAAGAUUAUAAUCUGCCAUAGCUUCACAAAUUAUAGUUGCUCCAGCUCAAGCAUGCCUACCUCUAGAAUUCUCUCCACAUGGUUAACAUAAAAAAGUAAGUGCAUUUUUGUUACAUAUAUUGCCAAAUCAAUUCUUAUAAACUAUUUUCACCUAAUCUACUACCACAAACUCGGGUUACUACAUUCACCCCUACUAACAGAGUGCUACGUCCUUGUUCCAUAUUUGGAUUGUGACCCUCCAAUGGUGUGAGUCCACUAGACUCCAUACACUAAUCAAAUUUUGGUUCUGAUACUAAUUGUAACGCUCUGACCCACCAACAUUCAUGGGCCCCCAUCUACUCUCGGCCCGUGAGCUUCACUCUCAUUCGACGUCUGUUGUAUUAUUAAAAAAUCUCGGUAGACUUGAUAUACUAAUUCUGGAAACACGACGUAACCUUCUUUGUGCUUUAUCCUCACUCACACAAUACCAAGAUUGACCAGAUUGCACCAGAUUCUUUAUAGGUCAUCCAUUUUUUUAUUGUUCUAGUUUAACCACCCUUAAUUAUGGAAUUCUCUCUAAAUGGUUAACCGAAAAGAUAAAUACAAUUUGGGUCAUAGAUAACUAAAUAAAUUCUUAUAUCAAUUACACUUAAUCUAGUACCACAAACCCGGGUACUACACCACAACUCUACAUUCUCUUAAAGUUUUGGGCGGUCUAUAUUGUAUUACUUUACUCUUAGUCGUUUUCUUAAUCAAAGAACAAUAAAUUCAAUGUACUAACGAAAAUAAAUAAAUCAACGAUGAUUAAUGAAUAGGCGGAUCUAGUAAGUGUUAUUGUAUAGAACCAAAACUAUGAUCAGACUAAAAUUACUUUCAACAAAUAUUGUCCAAAAAUAAGAAAAUAAAUUUAUAUCUUUUAUAGCUCAUUAAAAUGUAUGAAAUGAAAGAUUCCUUAAAAAAAAGAAAUAUUAAUUUGUUUGAUCUUAAAAUAUCACUAGUGAGAUGAGAUAAAGACAUUUAUGAUGAUUUAGUCAAAAUUUUCCUACACACAUUCUACGAUUUGCGACACAAAUAUUAUAUUUGUACACUUCUAUUUGAUGUUUUUUUUAAUUUGUUAUGUUUAUAUAUAAUGUUGAAGUGGUAUUGAGUUUUUAAUUAUGUACAAUUAGGUCAAUGGUCAACGAUAAGAUUUUCUAAGAAAAAACAUUUUCACGUAAUCUGGAUAUAGACGCAAUUCUCUUCAAGAUAAAGAGUUGUAGAAUAAUGUCAUGCCUCGAAGGUUUUUAAUAGAAUUUGUUUCCGUGUCACCUAUUGGUUUAUUUCUUUUUCAUACAAAUAAAAUAUAUGUUGUAUCUUAUUUGGUAAAAUAAUUUUAAGUUUAUAUUAAUGUUUAUUCAAAAAAAUUUAAAUAUAUAUAAUAAUAUUUACAGUUAAUAGUUUAUAUUAUUAAUAUUUUAAAAUUUAAAUCAACGCAACACACAAAGUUACGAAUUCAUGUAUAUUAAAUAAACAAAAUAACAGGGGAAACAUAUAUGAAGAUUUCAUUAUUUUCUGAAUUUUACCAAAAACAAUAAAAACUAAAAAUAUUUAAAACUUAUUUAUCACUUGUCUAGCGGAGGCAGCUAUGAUAAUAUUUAGAGAAAUGACGUCAAAAUAUGUUUUUGUUCCUAAACUAUCUCAUAAGAUUUAAAAUGACCGAGUUAGGUUUUAUUAAAGGGGUAAAUUACAAUUAUAACUAUUUCAUAGAUAUAUAUAUAUUAAAGAUAUAUAUAUUUAAAAAAAUUAAGGUAAAAUUUAAAAAAGAAAAAAAACUGAAAAAAACAUUUCAAAUUUUUUGUUCAAAAUUUUUUUUGGAAAAGUUUUUUCUUUUUAAACAAGUUUAUGAAGACUAGAAUGUGUAUGAUAUCUUCAUGAAUUUAAGUUAAAUGCAUAUUUGAGAUAAAAUUACUGAAUGAAUAUUAUACUGUCUUUCUAAAAUUUUGGAAGAUAUUUAUAAAUAAGUAUAAUAUCCUCAUAAAUGUGUAGUUAAUAAUAUAUUCUUAAAUGUGAAUUAUCUUCGAUAAUCUAUAAUUGUCUCGAAAAUUUCGAUAUACUAGGAAAAUCUUCAUAAAUAAAUAUAUAUAUAUAUAUAUAUAUAUAUGAAUAUCUUACUGAAUUUUAAUCAUAUGUAUAUUUAGUUAGAUAUUCUAGAAUAUGUAUAACAUUUUCCUAAAUUUUUAGGAAUAUUUCUCUGAAUUUGAUAUCAAAAUUUUAUGAAAUAAUUAUAAAUAUUAAAAAAAAAAUUUGUAAAAAUUAUUUAAAAAUAUUAUAAGUAUCAUAUAUAUUCAGUAAUAUUUUCCUAAAUAUGCAUAUAAGUCGAUUUCAUGAAGAUGUACAUAUUUAGGAAGACCUUCUUAAAUAUACAUACAAGUUACAUUCAAGACAUUUUAUCACACGUUAUGGAUGUAUUCCUGAAUUUUAGAUUUUUUUCUUACAGAUUCAGGAAGAUAUCAUACAUAUUUAGGAAUGUUUUCAUAAACCAUUUUAAAAGAAAAACGUUCCUAAAAACUUUGGAAAAAAGGCUUGCGAAAAAAAUAUUUUUGAUUUUAUUAUUUCUAUUUUAAAUAUUUUUUUUAAUAUAUUUAAUAAAUAAUUAAAUAAAAUUAUAAAUGAGGAUAUAAAUAUCAUUUAUCUCUUUAAUAAAACAAAAUUUGGCAACUUUAAAAUUUUAGGACUAUUCCGAGAAUAAAAACUAAAAGACGACUAUUUAUGAGAUAUUUAUUGGUGUCAACUUUAAAAUAUAAGCUAUGUUAUUAUUAACUAUAUAAUUAGGAUAUUUUUAUUUAUCCAAAUAUAUUUUUUUAUAAAUUAAGUGUUUGAAUGUUGAAAAAUAAUAAAAAUAAGAUGGAGAACAAAUUAAUAACUAAAUGAUUAUGUCAAGAAAAAUCAUUAGCCAAAAAAAGAAGAAAACAUUUACUUGUCUAAAAAUCAUGGGUUCAAUUUUUUCCAGCAAAGAUUACUUGGUCAAUAUAACCUAUAUAAUGUUAUACCAAAUUUUCUUUUCAAAAGACGAGUACAAUUUUUUUAAAAAAUCAUAUGGUUGAUUGACCCCCAUCUCCUCAACCUGUCUCCGCCAGUGCACUUGCCAUACCUCGUCCCCAUCUAGGUCCGCCCUCUAUAAUGAUAUUCUUUAAUAAUGCUGGUCACUACUUUCUUCUAUCUUUUUUUCUCAUUUCUUCUAUUCAAGUGUUAUUAACUAUCCAAAUUUAGCUGCAUUCUAAAAAGAAUUGUCAACAAGUGCUAUAUGAUACUAUAAUAUAUAAAGUCAACUUUCUAUUUGCUUAUAACCGAGUACAAACUAGGGUUGACUAUUUGAGUUUUCAGAUGAGCAAACUAUAAACAUUUUUGGAGAAAGAGCUUUCAUUUAUGGCUGAGAUCUCUGAUACUACCCCACAAACACAAACUGUCACCUUCGACAUCGAAGACGGUGGAUCAGGAGGUGAUUCCCGAUCACCGGGUAUUUCCCGUCCCCUUGUAUCCGUAUCUUUCGUUCAAAAGUUGAUUGGCGAGUUCGUGGGGACAUUCUCUCUCAUAUUUGCUGGCUGCGCGGCUAUCGUGGUAAAUGAUACGUACGGUAAAGCGGUGACACUUCCUGGUAUAGCUUUGGUAUGGGGAUUAACCGUAAUGGUUAUGAUCUACUCAAUUGGUCAUGUCUCUGGUGCACAUUUCAACCCUGCUGUUUCCAUUGCAUUUGCCUCUUCUAGAAAGUUCCCGUUUAAACAGGUUCCGGGCUAUAUAGCCGCACAACUUCUCGGCUCAACUUUAGCUGCUGAGGCUCUACGACUUGUGUUCCAUCUGGACGACAACGUUUGUAGCCUCAAAGGCGAUGUUUAUGUGGGAACAUACCCGUCAAGUUCCAACACGGCAACGUUUGUAAUGGAGUUCAUCACUACUUUCAACUUGAUGUUCGUUAUCUCGGCUGUAGCUACUGAUAAACGAGCCAAUGGAUCAUUCGCAGGCAUUGCUAUUGGCGCAACAGUUGUACUCGACAUCCUGUUCUGCGGGCCAAUCUCCGGAGCAUCAAUGAACCCAGCAAGAAGCUUAGGGCCUGCACUUAUAUGGGGAUGCUAUAAGGAUUUAUGGUUGUACAUUGUUUCACCGGUUAUUGGAGCAUUAACAGGUGCGUGGACUUAUGAUAUGUUACGGUCUACAAAAAAAUCAUAUGGUGAGAUAAUACGUCCAAAUUGCAAUAAAAUUCCUUCGAGAGAUCGCCAAGAAGCAUCUCAAGACGAGAUUUGUGUUCUUCAAGUGGUCAACCAGGCUAACCGGAAAGAAUUCAUAUGUUCAUCGCCCACUGAUAUCAACGACAAAAGAAAUGUCACAUGCAAGUUGCCAUAAAAUAUCUAUGUACUAUUCACAACAUGAAUCUAUCGUGCUUUAUACUUUCAAAAUUUA
This is a messenger RNA of Brassica napus (rape), 7070 nucleotides long. RefSeq names its product aquaporin NIP3-1-like. Lineage: Eukaryota; Viridiplantae; Streptophyta; Magnoliopsida; Brassicales; Brassicaceae. Gene Ontology annotation, cellular component: membrane. The transcript is spliced from 4 exons. Gene Ontology annotation, biological process: transmembrane transport. The record is from RefSeq and is a predicted model, not a curated record. The coding region runs from base 6042 to 7013 and encodes 323 amino acids. Gene Ontology annotation, molecular function: channel activity.